AAAUUGUUAUUUAUACGUAGAUUUUAUCUAAUAAAAAAAAAACAAUAUUUGUAUGGCAGGAAACGAGCAAGAAAAGGGUCAUCCAUGUCAUCUUUGUAAAGAGUUUUACGCCACUGAACCUAACCUCCAUACAUGUCGGCAUAGGCAUGAAACCUCCACAACACCACCAGGCUUUUGGGAAAUUGAUUUUCCAGGCAGCCCUGAGAUAAGGAAGCAGAAACUUAUGUUCAAUGUAAACGACAAGUUACCUGAUGCUGCAAAACCAAGGUGGAUAAAGGGAAAGGAAGAAGAGAAGCAGCGCCUAUUAAAUUUAGCCAAAGAGUGUAGAAACCGUACUGAUGAGUUAUCUACCUCGAAAACAGAUUCAUCUGAUCAUACGAAUACUGACGAAAUUAUGAUCUCUUCUCCAGCAAAAAAAACAUUUUAUUCUUCAGAGCUCUUCGAAAACACUAAAGAAACAUCAGUGUUAGUUAGUGACUCUUCUGUAUCAUCAGGACCAAACUCAUCGUGUGCAAAUUCUGAAGACAAAACCAAUGUAAGUGAGACAACAGCUGCUGUUAGCGAAACAACAUCAGGUGCUAGUUGUAAUUUCUCUGAAGAUCGGUUGUUGGAAACUGGAGCAGAUGCAGGGAGUGUUGUGAGUGAAGGUAUUGAUGAAUUUGGAUCUACAGGUACUGUUACUUAUGAUUGCAUACUGCAAGGUAACACCAUCACUAUCAUCAAGGAUGCAUCCUCCUCAACAGCUGAUGAUACUGGUCCUGAUGUCAUUAUACAGGAGAUAUCACCAUUGCAUGAUGCUUUUCCAGGACCUCUUUUUAAUGCACAAAAAAUCGAUCCAAUUAUUAAAAACUCGCCCACUGACAGUGUGCAACGAAAGUCCUUUAAGACUGAAAAAAAUAAUAAACUAGCAAAUCGUGAUUGUUCAUUAAGGAAUGUGAAGAAGGGGAGCCGCCUCAAAUCAAAAACAAAAAGAUCUCGCACCUCCUUUACACGCGACGAAGUUGUUGUUUUAUCAGACGAUGACAAUGACAAUAUCUGUGAUGAAAUUGUUGACAUUUCAUCUUCUUCCAGUGAUGACGACUCCAACAAAUGGAAUAAAAAAUGUCAAUAUGGUAUUGCAGAAAAUAAGCAUGCUGAAAAAUCCUUUGUGAAUACUGUGGUUCCAAGUGACAUAACUAAAAGAACUAUUGGAAAUACUGCUGUUCAUCCAUCUAUACUGAAUGCAACAAAAGUUGAGAUUAUAAAAAAGUUGCAAACUAACGUAAGUGCGACACAAAAAGGUUCUGUUAAUGCUGUUUCUAAUAUAAGUGCGGCUCAAAGCACUCCAUUGAAUAAUGUUGAUACUGUACCUAAAGAUUUCCAUUCUGUAACAAAUCCAUGUGUUCCUACAUGCAAAGAUUCAACACUUUCUAAUUUACUGACCACAUCUAGUAUUGCAACUUUUCCCAUGGAUUCUUCGUUAAGUAGUACAGCUUCUGAAUCAAGUUGUGUUUCAUCAAUUAUUAAUACCCCUUCAGUUAGCGGUAUUUCCUUGCAAAACAAAAGUGUAUCCACAACAAACGUUUUGUCGUAUAAUAUUACACUAUUGAAGGAUAGUAGGGUGGUUACCACAGUACCUAGUAUUUCUGGUCCAGGUGACAUUAUGUCCUUAUCAAGCAAUACUUUAAUUACAGCAAAUGCAAAUACAAACAAUGAGAAUUCAAAAAGUGUUGAGGAGAGGAGUAAUGUUAUAUCAAGUGUUUUAUCAGUGUCAUCAGUCGCAAAAGAUGAUGAAGCUAAAUUAAUUGAUAAUCAUGCUAAGGAACUGCAAAGUAAUAUAAAAACUAAUGUUGAUUUACCAUCAGUACUUUCUGACAACAAUGAUUUGAAAUGUGAAGUCCAAGAGAAUGUAAAAACUAGUGGGCUGACACAAAAGAACGAGAAGCAGAAGAACAAGAAACCACCCACAAAAUCAAAGGAUCAUAAGUUGCGAAGUAAUUUUCACUUUGGCACUGCAUCAUUUCUUAGUGAGUUGCUCUCUGAAGUAACACAGAAUAAGAAGAACGUACCAACUGUGAAAGAGCAUGCCAAAAGAGAAGAGACCUGGAAAACAAAUAACAUUAAAAAUAAAACUAUAUCCUGUACUAAUCAGUUUACCUUUAAAGGAAAUACUGAAAAUGGUAAACACGAGAUUAUAAACGAAAUAAGUAAAGAGAAUCGUGAAGAAAAUAUUUCUAUGGCAACAGUUCAAACAAACAAUCUGCAACCUCAUGCACAACGAAAGCUACUAGAAGAAGGUGAAAACAAGAAUGAUCAUUAUGUAAAUGAAGGAAAAAAACAUGACACGGUUGAAGCUCAGCAUUUUGUAAUGAGUGAUCUUAUGAUAGAUGAAAACAAUGAUGAUAUUACUAGUAUACCCAAAAACGAACAGAUAACUAGUGAUACCGAUGUAACGUAUCAAAGUUAUGCUCAAUGCAGCUUUACAGAAACAGAACCAAAACAACUUGCUUUAGCUGUAAAUGAGUUUAACACGUCGCAUGAGAAUUAUCUUCGUGGAUGUACAUGGUCUCCUGAUGGGUGUUCUAUUUUGACGAACAGUAGUGAUAAUAUAUUGCGUUUGUUUACCAUACCUGAUGACAUUGACAAAAACACGGACAACGAAUUGACUGCUUCCCUGAGAAUGAGUGAAGGUGAAACUGUAUAUGAUAUGACAUGGUAUCCGUUUAUGAACUCAGCUGAUCCAGAUACUUGCUGUUUUAUUUCUACAAGUCGAGACCAUCCAAUUCAUCUUUGGGAUGCAUGUACUGGACGUAUCCGUUGCUCUUAUCGCGCCUUUGAUCAGAUGGAUGAGCUUGCAAGUGCAAACAGCAUUGCUUUUAACCUUGACGGAAGUAAGAUUUACUGUGGCUUUAAUAAAGUUGUGAGAGUGUUUGAUUCAGCAAGACCUGGACGAGAUUUUACAGAAAUACACACAGUUGCUAAAAAACAGCCGCACAGAAAAGGACGAAACAGAUUCGCACUUAACAUGAACCAAUCAGGAAUUAUUUCAUCCAUUGGUUUUUCUAGAGAGUACAACGGUUUGUUUGCUCUGGGUUCAUUUUCAAAAUCAAUCGGUUUGUAUUCUACGAGUGAUAACAAGUUGUUGCAUAUUUUAAACGCUGAUGUAGAUGGUCACCUUGGUGGGAUCACUCAAGUAAAAUUUACAGAUGAUGGUUUAUACCUAUUUAGUGGUGGAAGAAAGGACACUGAACUUAUUUGUUGGGAUAUGAGGAACACGACGAUGCCUUUGUUUAAACUCCUUCGUGCAGUCAAUACAAAUCAAAGAAUACAAUUUGAUAUAGACAGAUGUGGUUGUCACGUUGUGAGCGGUGAUAGCAACAAUGUGAUAAAUGUAUGGGAUUUGAACGACAUUUUCGACAAUAUCACCGAUGACGUAAUAUCUCAUCAACCUACUCAUCAAUAUGUUGCUCAUGAAGAUGCAGUCAAUGCUGCGAGCUUACACCCAACUAAAUCUCUGCUGGCUACAACAUCUGGUCAACGUCAUUUUAUCGUCGACGAUUCUGAUUCAGAUUCUAUGGAAACAGACAAUAAAACUAUACAUAAUUUUGAUAAUUCAUUAAGAAUUUGGAGCAUUUAGUAUUUUUUAGUUUAAGAAAAGAGAAAACUUUUUCUUUUGUGUUUUAA
Hydractinia symbiolongicarpus is the source of this 3663-nucleotide messenger RNA. RefSeq lists its product as uncharacterized. The record is from RefSeq and is a predicted model, not a curated record. Bases 53 to 3616 code for a protein of 1187 amino acids. Lineage: Eukaryota; Metazoa; Cnidaria; Hydrozoa; Anthoathecata; Hydractiniidae. Gene Ontology annotation, biological process: DNA repair. Gene Ontology annotation, molecular function: protein binding. The transcript is spliced from 14 exons.